AUGAGCUAUGCCCUUCGCUCUCUCAGCGUCGGCGCACGACAAUUGCAAUUCUCGACGACGACGAUAACUUCAAGACAUACGAUCCUUCACAGACUACCUUCUUCUUCAUCACCAAGAAUACAUCUACAGCCUCUCCAAUGCCGUCGUAAUUUCUGGUCCAAACUGUUCGGCAAGAAAAAAAAAGUCGAACCGAUCAAUCCUGAAGAUGCAAAAUUCAUCUACCCCUCCUCCCUCUGCCUCUACACCGCCGGCCGUCGCACAAUCUGGGUCGGCUGCAUGAAGCUCGUCUCAUGCUACCCAUUCCUCCUCACAGUCUUCUACCUGGGUCCCAACCUCAAACUCAACUGGCCAGCCCUAUAUACCUUCCCCAUCCUCCAAUCCCACCCAAACCUCACAGCAGCCGCGGUCCUCACCUUAACCGCCCUCCCAAUGGGUAUGUUCUACCUAGCGGCACCCUACGUAACCCACAUGUUCAUCAAAAUCCCGCCGUACGCGCGAGUUUCCAAACCUGCGGUUAUGAAUUGGGUUAAAACGGGUCUGACGGAGGAUACUAAGUUGAGGUUGUUCACUAUGAGGUUCUUGGGGAGACCGAAGUUGGUGGAGGUGCCGAUUGGGGAGUUGAGGAUUGUUAGGAAGAGGCUUGGGUGUGUGAAUUUGGAGUGGGGGUAUAAACAGAAGGAGAAGCCGAGGGUUAGUCAGUUUUAUGUGGAGAGGAAGAUUGGAAGUGGGAAGGGAGGGCAUGAGGCUUUCUUUGAGGUUAUGGGGUGGAUUGAGGAGAAUUCUGCGAGGAUGGAGAAGAAACUGAUAGGUGGUGGUGGUGGUGGGGUUUCUGAGGCCAUUGCUGCGAGUAAUACUAAUAAUGUGAAGAACAGUUCUAGUUCGAUAUUGAAGGAGGUUAAAACGAAGAAAGGACCGAUCAAGAGAAGGUGA
Messenger RNA from Orbilia oligospora ATCC 24927, 930 nucleotides. RefSeq lists its product as uncharacterized. The record is from RefSeq and is a predicted model, not a curated record. Lineage: Eukaryota; Fungi; Ascomycota; Orbiliomycetes; Orbiliales; Orbiliaceae. The transcript has 2 exons. The coding region runs from base 1 to 930 and encodes 309 amino acids.